Molecule: messenger RNA, 644 nt
Organism: Cricetulus griseus (Chinese hamster)
Lineage: Eukaryota; Metazoa; Chordata; Mammalia; Rodentia; Cricetidae
Source: RefSeq, a predicted model, not a curated record
AAGUUGAUAUUUGGGCUGAGUCUCUGCAUUCAGGAGGUAGAGGCAGGCAGAUUUCUCUGAGUCCCAGGCCAGCUUUUAUACAUAAAAGCAGUUCCAAGAUUCUAAAUUCCUAGUAUAAUAAGUAGAUUAAAAAAAAAAUUUGCUCUUUCCUUUAUGCCGCUGCCAUGCCGUCCAGACUGAGAAAGACCCGGAAACUCCGGGGCCACAUGAGCCAUGGCCAUGGUCGCAUUGGUAAACACCACAAGCAUCCAGGAGGCCUUGGGAAUGCUGGAGGCAUGCAUCACCACAGGAUCAACUUCGACAAAUACCAUCCAGGGUACUUUGGGAAAGGUGGUAUGAGGCAUUACCACUUAAAGAGGAACCAGAGUUUCUGCCUGACUGUCAACCUGGAUAAGCUGUGGACACUGGUCAGUGAGCAGACACGGGUCAAUGCUGCCAAGAACAAGACUGGAGCUGUUCCCAUCAUUGAUGUGCGAUCGGGCUACUACAAAAUUCCAGGGAAGGGAAAGCUCCCUAAGCAACCUGUCAUCGUGAAAGCCAAAUUUUUCAGCAGAAGAGCUGAAGAGAAGAUAAAGGGUGUUGGAGGUGCCUGAGUCCUGGUGGCUUGAACCACCCAGGAAGGUUAAUUAAAUGCUAACAGUUUU